Closterium sp. Naga37s-1 is the source of this 2979-nucleotide messenger RNA. The record is from the annotation of a GenBank genome assembly. NCBI's taxonomy places the organism in Eukaryota, Viridiplantae, Streptophyta, Zygnematophyceae, Desmidiales, Closteriaceae.
AUGGCCAAGGCUCUGCCACGUGUCAACCUGGCGGAGGUGCAGCACGCGCUCUGCAUGGCGGUGGGGCCGAUGCGCGAGGCGCAGUACCUUCAACUCCUCGGCGAGUAUCUCAACAUGCGCCUGUCAAAGCGCGAGCUCGAUCGGCUCGUUUCCGCCACUCUCGGCUCCGAAAACGUCUUCCUGCACAACUCGUUCGUCCGCGCCGUCUUCGCUUCCGCCUGCGCCAGCGACGCCCCGCCCCCGAAUGCCACCCGCGCGGACGCCGCCGCCGCCAAUGCCGCCAGCGCCUGGGCUGCGGGGAUCGCGGAUCCCGCAGCAGCGGCGGGAGGCAGCGCGGAAGGCGAAGCGAGAAAGCAAGGCGCGGGCGGCGGAGGCGGGGCAAGCGCAGGCGCGGGGGGAAUGGCUGGUGGCGGGUUUGAGGGCGCUCUUCCGCAGUUGGCGGGUUUUGACCCGUCCUCCGCCUCGCCGUUCGCGCAAGACGCGGGCAUGGAUCGGGAGAACGGAUACGAGGCGCCGUCGCAGCCUUCCCCCAAGCGUCAGCGGGGCCUAGCAGCGCGGGAUCGGAAACAAGCCGCCGCCGCUGCCGCUGCCGCCGCCGCCGCCGCCGCCGCCGCCGGUGCCGCUGGUACUGGCAGUGUUGGCGGCGAGUCGGGUGCAGCAGGGUCCGAUGGUGGCCUAAGAAAGCGGAUCUAUGGAAGAACUUCAGACGGAAUCGUCCCAGCGAGCCCUGCUGCUGACGAUGCUGCUUUUAACGAGUACGCCGACCCUUCCUCGCCGAGCGCCGUGGCUGCCGCUGCGGGUGGCCCGGGCGCGGCGGCGACGCCGCCUACUGCGGGACUGGCUGGCUCGCGCAUGGCUUCCGCGGACGCGCGCAUCAACGGCGCAGCAACAGGCGCCGGCGGGGAUGCGCACGACGGCGCAGGCGGGGAAGCUUCCGCUCGCCCGUGGAAGCGGCUCAAGGUGGGGCGCGGGGGCACCGGCGGAAGAUCCGCGCGGAUGGAAGCUGCUGGCGCAGAUGGCAGCAAGGGGGAAGGGAUGGAGGACGGGGACUGGGCUCUCCCCGCGGACGGAGAAGGGGACUGGGGGGACGGCGGGGCAUCUGGGGGGCCUGCGGGAUUGUGGCCCGCGCGGGGGGAGCCGCAUGGGGAGCAGCAGGGGGAUCGGCGCGCUGGGGCUGGCGGAAAGGGCAGGCCGCCCCUUCCGCCGCCAGGGGGACCGGCUCCGCCGCCCCCUUUGUGCUUGGCGCAAGCAUGGAUGGGGGAGCAACAGGCGGAGCUGCUAGGGCUACCGCUGGGCCGAGUGUGGGGGGACCACGAGGUGAAACGAGAGGCGGGCGAGGGGGAAGAGGAGGACAGAACUUACCGAGGAGAGGAGGAGGCGGAGGAAGAGGACGGGAAAGGAACGCCAGCAGCAGCAGCAGCAGCGGCGGUGGUGGCGGCGGCGGCAGGGGGUAUGGGGGGCGCGCCAGAGAUCAGCAGGGAGACGGAGGCGCGGCAGAAAGCGGCGCUGGAUGCGUUUCUGUCCGUUCCGCUGUCCGCCCCGCUGGGUAUCCCCUUCCUCGCGUCCAGCCGCGGGGGCGCGGCGGUUCCCGUCGCCCCGCGCCCCCCGCCCGGCAUGCCCCUCACGCACACGCUCCUGGGCUGCCCGCUGGACUCCGCCGCCGCGGAUGCCGCCGCCGCCGCCGCCGCUGGUGCUGGUGGCGCGUGCGCAGAUGAUCCUGCUCCCCAUUCAGGCGGCUUGGGGGAAGAAGGAGAAGGAGCAGCAGCAGCAGCAGGAGGAGGAGGAGGAAGAGGAGGGAGAGGAGGAAAGGAAGCAGGGCGGAGGAGGCAGGGGGGCCCUGGGAGAGGGUCCGGGGGGUGUUUACCCACGAGUGACGCGCUGCUGGUGCGCAUGCGGCAGGUAGCGAUGAGAGAGAGCGGGCUGGCGGGCGGAGUGAGCGCGGAAGCGGCGGAAGUGGUGCAGAGGGCGCUUAUCUUGCAUCUCACUAAUAUCAUCCGCUCCUGUGCUGCUGUUGGCCGCUCCGCUGGUGCUGCUGCUGGCGCCAUUGCUGCUGCCUCUGCUGCUGCUGGUGGUGAUAGCAGGGGAGGUGGUGGUAGUGGCGGUAGUGGUAGGGGGGUCGGGGGAGGGGCUGGGGACGGGAAGGGCGGCGGAGGGAGGCUGCCUCUUCCCCCUCUUGCGCUGCUCGCGGAUAGGAGAGGAGCAGCAGGGGGCUGGGGGGGAGGUGGAGGAAGAGGAGGGGGGAGAGGAGAAGGAGAGGGGAAUUUGGAGCUUGGGUUCUCGAGUUUACACCUGGGGGAUAUGCUAGGCCCGAAUAUCCCGAGCGUGGGCGCGAAUGGGUGUGGACCUGUGGUCCCGUCUGCUCCGCUGCUCUUCUCCUCCCCUUCCCUCUGCCCGUUAGGGUUGGCCAUGCUAGGGCAAAGUGCGGCAGCUGCUGGUGUGGCGCGAGGGAGUGGCUUAGGGAUGGGGAGAGCAGGGGGGAAAGGAAUGGGCGCAAGGAGACGAAGAGGGAAGUUUUUGGGAGUGCGGGGUUGGGAAGGUGGGGUGGAGGGGGGUGAGGAGGGGGAUGAUGAGGAGGAGGAAGAGGAUGAGGUGGGAGAUGAUUUUGAUGGUAAUGGUGUGGGAGGGGAGGGGGAACAGGGCAUGGAGGAGGAAAAGGAGGAGGAUGACGAAGAUGAGGAGGAGGAGGACGAGGAGGAAGAUGAGGGGGACGGGUUAGAGGGGACGGGGGAAGAGGAGGAGGAAGAAGAGGAGGAAGAGGAGGACGAGGAGGAGGAGGAAGAGGAGGAGGACGAGGAAGGAGAGGAGGAAGAGGGGGGAGAGGAAGGGGAUGAGGAGGAUGAGGACGAGGAAGUGGAAGGAGAUGAGGAGAAGGAGAGAGGGGAAGGAGAGGAUGAUUUGAAGGAGCAACAGAUGGCUGGUAACGGCUCUCUGAGUUGUGACGCACCUCCUCAGUCGCCUCAACGGCCUGAGCCUCACUAG